AUGGCAUUUGAGUUUGACUUUUCAAGGUUUGAAGAUAACCCAGCAUAUAAGUAUUUAACACAAACUAAAAUUACUUAUCAAAAGUAUUUAGAUCAAUCAGUUCCUUAUACGAGAAAUAGGUGGAUUGGAUCUGCAUCGUUACUUGCUAUAUUCUUGCUCAGAAUAUUUUUCUCCCAAGGUUGGUAUAUAAUAUGCUAUGGUCUAGGAAUAUACUUACUUAACUUGUUCUUAGCUUUUUUGACUCCAAAGUUCGAUCCGUCGUUAGAGCAAGAAAUGAAGAGCGAGUCAAUCGAAGAAGGGUUUCAAGAUGAGCUAGAAUCUACCCAAAAAGACGAAGACUUUAGGCCCUUUAUCAGAAAGUUGCCUGAGUUCACUUUUUGGUAUAAUGGAACAAGGGCUACGUUGAUUUCUUUGUUUUUAACAGCCUGGAAUAUUUUUGACAUUCCAGUCUUCUGGCCAAUUCUAUUAAUGUAUUUCAUCAUACUAUUCACCUUGACUAUGAGGAAACAAAUACAGCAUAUGAUGCGUUAUAAUUACUUACCAUUCGAUUUUGGUAAAGCAAGGUACAGAAGGAAUUAA
Molecule: messenger RNA, 579 nt
Organism: Priceomyces carsonii
Lineage: Eukaryota; Fungi; Ascomycota; Pichiomycetes; Serinales; Debaryomycetaceae
Product: protein retreival receptor
Exons: 1
Coding region: 1-579 (192 amino acids)
Biological process (GO): retrograde vesicle-mediated transport, Golgi to endoplasmic reticulum; protein retention in ER lumen
Cellular component (GO): Golgi membrane
Source: RefSeq, a predicted model, not a curated record